Gigantopelta aegis is the source of this 903-nucleotide messenger RNA. Its product is annotated as histidine N-acetyltransferase-like. The transcript is spliced from 3 exons. NCBI's taxonomy places the organism in Eukaryota, Metazoa, Mollusca, Gastropoda, Neomphalida, Peltospiridae. Bases 1 to 903 code for a protein of 300 amino acids. The record is from RefSeq and is a predicted model, not a curated record.
AUGGACGACUACCAUGACGUCAUGGCCAUAGCAGAUGUCUAUAAUGGGAGGGACCAUCUCCCUUCAAUGUAUGAAGAAUUGCUGGCAUCUGAGAAGAGCUACGUCAGUGUCAUCGACGGUGAAAUUGUAGCAUAUGCAACUUCCGGCACAGUAGACAGUGGUCAGACACUGGUCAUCCGUGCAGGUCGAAUUAAGGCGAAGUACAGAGGUCAGGGUCUGCACGGCACUUUCAUGAAGUACAUCCGUAAACAGUUCGCUGCUAGUCGAGUUAAGUACGAGGCAUUCUCCACACACAUAUUAACCGUUGACGUGAAGAAAAACAGAGCCACAGAAACGUGUGUCAAGAAUGUCCUCUGUUAUAGAUUUAAAAUGAAGAAUUUGAGAUGCGUAUCAAAUACCACGAACACGGAGCCGAAACGUCUGCAAACGACCGAUUUGGAAGAAGUAUUUUCUUCAAAACCUACAUGUGGACAUAUUUUUCCACAUGGCAAAAUGAUAGUGAAUUGGGUACCGUUUCGAACUUGGAUCUCCAACAUCGACCGUAUAAUAAAACCCAAUACAAUCACCCUGGCGACCAGUGACGCAGACAGGUCGCAAAAUGGCGUCAUCUACACGUGCCUGACCCACGGCAGUUCUUUCCGCUGCAAAAUAGGUCUGGCGUAUUCAGUAGACGUGUUUGGCGAUGACGUCAUAGAAAUGCGCAAGCACAUACUCGAGCAUAUGAAAUGCAUACAAGAUCAGGUACAGGGGGAGAACGAUGAUGUAUCGCUGUGCCUUUUUACUUCAUCAAGUGUAAAUCGUGCGGAUAUUGACGGAGUCCUCGCCGAUACUAACCUGCCCAGACAUAAUGAUAACAAAAUGUACCAGAAGAUGCGCGUGUUUGAAGGACCUUUCAAAGUUUAA